Ornithorhynchus anatinus (platypus) is the source of this 2304-nucleotide messenger RNA. Its product is annotated as olfactory receptor 502-like. Gene Ontology annotation, molecular function: G protein-coupled receptor activity; odorant binding; olfactory receptor activity. Gene Ontology annotation, biological process: sensory perception of smell; G protein-coupled receptor signaling pathway. The coding region runs from base 566 to 1501 and encodes 311 amino acids. Gene Ontology annotation, cellular component: membrane. The transcript is spliced from 4 exons. The record is from RefSeq and is a predicted model, not a curated record. Lineage: Eukaryota; Metazoa; Chordata; Mammalia; Monotremata; Ornithorhynchidae.
CAGAUCUAGAAUCAUCCUUCAUGAUCCGACUUACUGUAUCCUCACUGACUACUAAAUGUUCUUAAAAGGAAGAAAUCUUUCUGAGAGAUGGAGUGCCUUGGAAGAAAAUGAAAGAAGACUGUGAAUGUUAGGUGACUGGAAGUUCAAGUGAAAAAAAAAUGGCAGGCUUUCAGAAAGUGAACUAAGCUUUGAAUAGGAAAGCUACAUCCCUGAGUCUCAGACCACUGCAACGUUGAUAGAGGAGUUCAUUUUCUUCCCACGCAGCAGAAGGACACCGAAUGGCCAAUAGAAAUCACACCGCUCUGAACCUAACAUCAUCCUUAGUAUGUGGAAAUAGACUAUCUUCAAUACCUACUAAACAAUUCAAAGAAGAAAGCUUUCAAAGAAGUGGAAUGUCUAGAAGACAAAGAAUAGAUUCUGAAUUUUAAAUGGAGGCUUAUGAAGAAGAAAAUUGGGCGAUGGAGAAAAAAUUGAAAUAAUUUUGAAUUCUACUCCUACGGGCCUCCCAACGCUACAAUGUUGAUGGUGUAAUUCAUUUUCUUCCCACAUAACAGGAGGACAGUAAAUGGCCAACGGAAAUCGUACCGCUCUGAGUGAGUUCAUUCUGUCUGGAUUAACGAGUGAUCCACAGUUACAGAUCCCCCUCUUCAUCCUGUUUCUCCUCAUCUAUAUGGUCACUCUUCUGGGGAAUCUGCUUAUUGUUUUAAUCAUUAGAGUCAGUUCGCAACUUCACACGCCCAUGUACUUUUUCCUUAGCCAUCUGUCUUUCUCUGACUCGUGUUAUUCAUCGUCCGUCACCCCUAAGAUGCUGGCAAAUUUCUUAUUGGACAAGAAAACCAUUUCUUACCCAGAAUGUGUGGCGCAGUUCUGUGUUGCGGCUACAUUUGGAGUAGUGGAGUAUUGCCUUCUGGCAGUGAUGGCUUAUGAUCGAUACGUAGCCAUCUGUAAACCCCUCUUAUACAUAGUCUGCAUGCCUCAGAGGCUGUGUGCUUCACUGGUUACUGCUUCCUACCUGGCCAGCUGCCUGAAUACUGUGGUCUACACAGUUAAUGUAUUUAGUUUGACCUUCUGUGGACCUCUUGAAAUUAAUCACUUCUACUGUGACGUCCCUCCGUUGUUGAAGCUGUCCUGUUCGGACCCCGGGCUUGCCCAAGUCUUUCCUGCUGCAUCCACGGCCAUUAUUAUGCUUGUUACCGUUCUGACGACACUGAUAUCAUAUGUGUACAUCCUGCUGGCUAUUUUAAAAAUACAAUCUUCUGGAGGAAGACAAAAAGCUUUCUUCACAUGCACUUCUCACCUAAUGACGGUCACUUUAUUCUAUGGUACUACAAUGUUUAUUUAUCUGCUGCCCAGUUCCAGCUUCUCAAUGGAUCAGAAAAAGCUGGUGUCCAUUUGCUAUAUGAUACUGAUCCCCAUGCUGAACCCAGUAAUCUAUAGUCUGAGGAACAAAGAGGUGAAAGAUGCCCUAUGGAAGGUCAUGGCCAGGGAAUGGAUCGGCUAAUUCUGCCAUAUUGUACUCUCCCUAAUGCUUAGUACAGUGCUCCGCACAUAGUAAGUGCUUAAUAGAUACCAUUGAUUGAUUGAUGUCAAAUGUCAAGAAUUACACAGUAGAGUGUGAAUUAUUUACGCUGGUAAAUUCAUAGCAAUAAAGGGGAUUUUUGCAUUUUACAUCCAUCUUCUUCUAAUGCGAGGGUUGCAUUCUUGUAAAAACCUGUGUUGAGGAGAACUCAUGCUGUGCUAUACUGGUAGUUCAUAGGGAGCAGGGAAUGUCUGUUGUAUUGUACAUCCACAAAUGCUGAGUAGAGUGCUCUGCACACAGUAAAUGCUCAAUAAAUACGAUUGAUUGACUGAUUCAUUCUGCGGCUAUGCUCACAGCCCAUUUCUUCUGACACCACAUCAAGCUGUUGCCAGUCAGGCCCAUGUUUACAGAGAUUGUUUCUUAAUUGCCCGAUAAUGCUCUAGCUAAAAAAUGUAAAAAAAUCAUGUGCUCUAAUGGAAAUAGGUGCUUUGACAUAUUCAGUGGUGCAUUUCAUUGUAUAUUACGUUAUUUCAUCUCAACAUAAUCAUUCAUCCACCAUUUAUAUCAUUCUUUUUCCUCCUGCUCUCAUUGUAAACAAUUACAAACUGUUUCUCCUUUGAAAUAGGAAACUCCUGGAUGGCAGGUAAUGUCUGCUUUCCUUCUGUUGUACCUUCCCAGACAGUUUAGUGAUAAACACUCAGUAUGUUGGAUGAAAACCAUCAAUUGAUUUAUUGAUUCAUUUGAAUUUUGCUUCAAUAAACUGGUUUGAAUUAUCUGUAAUGAAA